UUCCAUUCGAACAUUCCUCAUUUGAAUCACACCUAACAACGUUUGGCUUCCGUACACACGCUGUCAUGGCCAUAGUUUUCAAGUGAAAUAACCCGGAUUAUUCAAAAUUCUCAAGUACCAUUUAAAAAUAGCCAGUUAAAUUAAUUGCAAACCUUAUUCUAGUAAAAAUGGCUCUAGUUUUGCGAAACGCCGCUCUCCAGAAACAAGUAUCGCUGUUGAAAUGUAUCAAAACGCGAACAAUAGUUACAACGGCGAAUAAAAAUAACAACCAGGCGCCAUUAUCAGCGGCUGUGUCGAAGAAGCCAACGUUGCGACACAUCUUCAAGGCCAAGUUCAAAUUCCCGUUGUUCAAGGUGAACCAAAUGACGACGCUGAAGAGGGACGCGCACACCGCAGCGGCCCCGCUGUACAAAAGCGUGUCCUGCUCCGAACUAGCCGAUGGGUAUCGGACCGACGACAGAAUACAAUUCAUCAACGACAGCUGGCUGAAGGCCCGAUCGGCUACCAACUUCGCGAAACCGAUUGUGAUCGAACCUGUGCCCGCCAAUGUGUCUACUAAAUUCAAAAAGGAUCGGGCUUGCUUGGAUAUCCUCGUCCCUACCAUGUUUGAGAGCAUUGCGAACGCAGUCUGCCCGUGCCCGUGCCCGUGUGGCCCGUGUGGACCCUGUUGCAGCCCUUGCGGCCCCUGCUGCGGCAACAUGGCGGACUGCAACUGCGGCCGCUUACUGCCCCCUCCAUGCAAUACGCCGCCUAAAUGUAUCCAAUACAUGCAAGGUUACUACUACUACCCGUACGGCACGUGGUUCUGCGGCCCGUACCACGUGAGUACUGGCGCUGUGCCAGUGUGCGGCCCCGUCUGCCCCGGCACCGCCUGCGGCAUCGCGCCCCCCAACCCUAACCUGCUUUGUAAGUGCGGACCUUGCUGCUGUGGGCUCCUUUCGUGCAGCAUCUGCAACCCUCCACCUUUCGGUUCAGGCCCUGCAGGAGCAGUUCCAGCACCAUGGGCAAAUCCUCUUAAUAUUACAUCUUGCUACGGAGUUCCUGGACUGGGCUCACAGGGGUCUCCUGCCAUGAGCACACAAGGAAUGUUCGCACCCUGCACACAGCAGUCUUGGGGUCAACCUCAACCUAUGGGACAAUCGAGCCUGCCUAUACCUUUCGGUGUGCCCGGAAGCACAACUCAAACCGCUACGCCUGAUGGGUCAGGCUUCAAUAUCACCUUCCCUCCAGUACAAAUAAGCCCUCACCAAAUAAUGCCCAAUUCGCUAAGUUCUCCGACGGCCCCACAAUGGGCCACGCAGCAUGCGCCCUGUGAAUGUUCGGGCUGUGUGGCGAAGAGAAACGAGCCUGGAACUAAAAGCCCCGCGGAGUGCAAUACACCAGCAAUCAUGCAAAGCAUCAUCGAACCAUUUUCGAAAGUAUUUACCUCUUCGAAACCACCCAUAAAUAAGCCUGAAAACUGCAAAAAAUCUACUAAAAUACCGGAAGACCCGAAAGUGAAAGCGACAUUCCCUUGGUGAUAUAAA
Molecule: messenger RNA, 1526 nt
Organism: Cydia splendana
Lineage: Eukaryota; Metazoa; Arthropoda; Insecta; Lepidoptera; Tortricidae
Product: keratin-associated protein 10-11-like
Exons: 2
Coding region: 168-1520 (450 amino acids)
Source: RefSeq, a predicted model, not a curated record